This is a messenger RNA of Mytilinidion resinicola, 1022 nucleotides long. RefSeq lists its product as uncharacterized. NCBI's taxonomy places the organism in Eukaryota, Fungi, Ascomycota, Dothideomycetes, Mytilinidiales, Mytilinidiaceae. The record is from RefSeq and is a predicted model, not a curated record. The transcript has a single exon. The coding region runs from base 1 to 915 and encodes 304 amino acids.
AUGCCGAGCGCAGAUCCACACUCUGAGCGCUUCAUCGAAGCCCUAUUCGCGCAACCCAGCGACCCUUUCCCUGUCGCAAUGCGGUUCAUCGGCACCAAGAUCCUCCACUUGACACGCAACGUACCGCGCACCGAGUGGCAACACGACUCGCAACAAGGAUACAAGUACUCGCGCUAUUCAGAAGCUAAAUCUGUUUUUACGACCGAAUACCUGCGAACCCACCUCCCCGAGCAAUACUGCUUCCUGCUCGAUCUCGCGCAAGAAGGCACGAACGACCACUGGGACGAGUUCUUCAACGAGAUCGUCGGCCUUACGGUUGCCAUAUACACGUGGAAGCACAACCUGUGCCAAGCGUACGUCCAGCCUUUCAAGGCCCCAAUCACUGUGGAGACCAGCAGCCAGCCUGUGGAUGUUGCGAACCUAAGCCCGGACGAUCGCGAGUGUUCGAUUUGCCACGAGUCGCUGGUUUUCGCCGGCGCGGAGCCCGCUGUCAAGACACACUGCGAGCAUACGAUGGGCCGCGACUGCUUGAACACUUGGAUCACCUCGGGUGCGGAAAACGCCAGCAAAUGCCCUAUCUGCCGCCAAGAAUUUCUUAGCACCAACCCGCCUCAGCGCCGUCCCGGCCGCCCUACCACCAACGAUGACUACUCAGACAUCGUCGCCAUGUUCCCAGCAGAAGCCCGCGUGCAGAUUGCGGUGGUCGAGAGCUGCUUUGCGGCCCUGGGUCCGCUCGAGUCGAUAACCAACGAAUGCUUGCUUGAGCUCCAGGCUGACCAGGCACGAAGCUCGACGAUGAACACGCUGGGAGCCAGGCUGCAUGCGCUGAAGUUCCAUGAGCUGAUUCAUCACAUCAUGGAGCUGCUGAAGGAGCUGCAGCUCCCGAGUGCUAUGGCAGGGCGGUUCAUCCUCUAGGUGCUAUGUGAGCUGGGUUUUGUACGUCUUUUUCUCGCGAAAUCUCAUGGUCUGGGAUCUUCGAGCUGGUCUGGACUGCCGAUGGUGCGGUUUGACUACUCUCCGAA